This is a messenger RNA of Striga asiatica, 2553 nucleotides long. NCBI's taxonomy places the organism in Eukaryota, Viridiplantae, Streptophyta, Magnoliopsida, Lamiales, Orobanchaceae. The record is from the annotation of a GenBank genome assembly.
AUGGAGAAUCUUGGCCUUGUCUCGUCGCAUAGAGUUGUACUCGGGGUCUACCCUAAUCCCAGGAGCUCGAUAAUUCCUGGCAAACCAUUUGUGGGUCUUCCGAGAUUGAUCAGGAAAAGCGGCAACAAUGGCGGGCCGAAAAGACCCGGUUCUUCAUUUGUGGUUCUUUCGCUGUUUGGAGGGUCUAAACCCACCAAAACUAUUGCAUCUGAUGAUCCCAUCAAAUUUUCAUUAAUGCAGAAAUAUGCAAUGGAACAAGCUUUUAAGACCAUGUCACAACAGAUGAAUACUCAGAACAACCCGUUUGGCAAUGCUGCCUUUUCACCCGGCUCAACCCUAUUUCCAUUUCCACCUCCAGCUACUAACCCACCAUCAUCAGACGCAUUUAAAACGUCAACUCCCAUGACAUCUCAAGCUGUAACUGUUGAUGUACCUGCAACAAAAGUUGAAGACCCUCCAUCGAUACCCGCUAAAGAAAAAGUAGUAGAACCAGAGGGACCAAAGAAAUCUGCUUUUGUAGAUAUUUCUCCAGACGAAACACUACAGAAGAAUGAUUUUGAGAACUUCAAAGAAUCAGUUCAGAAGACUUCUCAAAAUGGCACGACUUCAAACCAACGAACACCUGCUUCAAAAGGUCCUUCCACAAGUGAAAAAGCUCCUCUUUUAUCGGUAGAAGCUUUGGAGAAAAUGAUGGAAGAUCCAACAGUACAGCAAAUGGUUUAUCCUUACUUGCCAGAGGAAAUGAGGAAUCCCACAACCUUUAAGUGGAUGCUACAAAAUCCUCAAUACCGUCAACAACUUCAGGACAUGCUAAAUAACAUGGGGGGAAGUCCUGAAUGGGACAAUCGCAUGAUGGAUUCUUUGAAGAAUUUCGACCUUAGCAGCCCUGAGAUCAAACAACAGUUUGACCAGAUAGGCCUUACUCCAGAGGAAGUCAUUUCUAAAAUAAUGGCCAAUCCUGAUGUGGCCAUGGCAUUUCAGAAUCCAAGAGUUCAAGCGGCCAUCAUGGAUUGUUCGCAGAACCCUUUGAGUAUUGCCAAGUAUCAAAACGAUAAAGAGGUGAGGGUGCACCAAUCCUUCUCCUGCGCCCUCAUGCACCGUGCGGCACCAUUGUUUAAGCUCCUCAAACAUGGGUUAGAUAGGGGUGGGCACGGAGGUGUCACAUUCACAGCAAGACGAACUUCAAUUCACGAGAUUCUUUUUCAAUCUGCUCGAAGUCAAAGCUACUGUUCAUCAGUUUCGAUGAGAAAAUUUCAAGAUAUGACUGGUGACAGUGGUGAGUCCAUCACUCGUGUUCUUUUCUGUGGGCCUUAUUUCCCGGGAUCGCAUAAUUUUACUCGAGAGUAUUUGCAAAGCUAUCCAUUUAUACAGGUAGAUGUGGUCCCCUUUGAUGAUGUCCCUGAUGUCAUUGGAAAGUAUGAUAUUUGCAUCGUGAAAAAUAUGAAGCUAACUUCGGAUAUCAUUGCUAGAGCAAGCAAAAUGAAGCUUAUUAUGCAAUUCGGAGUGGGGAUAGAAGGUGUUGACCUAAGUGCUGCAUCAAGUCAUGAAAUUAAGGUUGGCAGAAUCCCGAGCCAUGACACUGGAAAUGCACAUUCUUGUGCUGAAAUGUCCGUUUAUCUGAUGUUGGGCCUUCUUCGUAAGCAAAAUGAAAUUCAGGUUGCUGUGAAGGAGAAAAACCUUGGAAGUCCAAUGGGUGACACACUGCUUGGGAAAACGAUUUUCAUUUUGGGAUUUGGAAAUAUCGGGAUCCACUUAGCAAAGCUAUUGCGGCCCUUUGGUGUGAAAAUUAUCGCUACUAAAAGGAGUUGGCCUUCAUCUUCUCCUUGCUCAGGCCAGCCUAACUCAUAUAUUGGAAACGGUACCUAUGAUGAUCUUGUAGAUGAGAAGGGCACACAUGAAGAUAUUCUAAAGUUUGCAAGCCGUGCUGACAUAGUCGUAUGUUGUCUGACAAUGAACAGUGAAACGGUUGGUAUCGUGAACAAGACUUUCAUAUCUUCCAUGAAAAAGGGGGCUUUACUCAUAAACAUAGCACGAGGUGGACUUCUGGAUUAUGAAGCCGUGUUGAACAAUCUGAAAUCGGGCCACUUAGGAGGCUUAGGCACUGAUGUUGCGUGGAUCGAACCUUUUGAUCCAAACGACCCAAUUUUAAAGCUCCCUAACGUUAUAUACACGAAUCACAUUGCUGGAGUUACUAAAUGGGCCUAUAAUGUCAUGGCUAAGGUUGUUGGGGAUGUUGCACUUCAGCUCCAUGCAGGGACGCCUGUGAAGGCCCUAACAGGAAUCGAAAUUGUCAAUUGAUAACCUGCGAGAGAUUCAGGAAUAGAUUUGUGCAGUUCUCAUGAUGUCUAAGGAGAGAUUGUGAGAGCACCAUUGAUGUUUAUUCGAGCAGUGCGCGAACUUUUACUGCAAAACCUCUGUGAUUUGUUCGUCUGCGUUAUUUUUUUUCUCCCGUCUGAAUUCGAAACAAUGAAAGUUUGACUUACUUGGAAGAAUUUUUUUAAAUAAUAUUCAAUUAUUAUUCUAUAUUUAUGUAUAAAAAUUACUUACGUUCAC